Messenger RNA from Striga asiatica, 351 nucleotides. NCBI's taxonomy places the organism in Eukaryota, Viridiplantae, Streptophyta, Magnoliopsida, Lamiales, Orobanchaceae. The record is from the annotation of a GenBank genome assembly.
AUGAGCUUGAUGAGGAUGUUCAGAGACGGGCCUGAAGUGUCCUUAAGUGGGUCCCCAAUUGUGUCGCCUAUCACGGCUGCUUUGUGUGGUUCUGACCCCUUUGGACCAAGGAGGACAUACCUGCACACCGGAAACAAGGGACCCGGCAAGAACACCGGACAGAGUCUCGACGCCAAAAAACGUCCCGACAAUCAGGGGAGUCAGCAUGACAAGGGCGCCAGGCGGGAUCAUCUCCUUAAUGGAAGCAUCGGUCGAGAUCUUCACACAGGUAGCAUAAUCGGGCUUGGCAUGACCCUCCAUGAGGCCCGGGAUUGUGUUGAACUGCCUGCGGACUUCCUCCACCAUUUUUAG